This is a messenger RNA of Syzygium oleosum, 1704 nucleotides long. RefSeq names its product protein DMP2-like. Bases 994 to 1632 code for a protein of 212 amino acids. The record is from RefSeq and is a predicted model, not a curated record. The transcript has a single exon. Gene Ontology annotation, biological process: endomembrane system organization. NCBI's taxonomy places the organism in Eukaryota, Viridiplantae, Streptophyta, Magnoliopsida, Myrtales, Myrtaceae.
UUAUUUCAGAGAAAUAAAAGUCUACUUAGUUCAUUUUCUGUUACAGCCUAUCGGGUGUCUGAUUUGUAGCGCGGGCAAGUUGGUUGUCCUGGUAAAGGAUGCUAUCAACCGUCGGCACUGACUUCGGUAGCUCGUCAUAUAAUCAAUUUUGAUGAAUUUUUCCCCUUUGCUAUGUAGCAAAUUGCUUUCGCCAACUUGAGAACUUAUCAAACCAUAUUUGCUCAUAACCCCGGGACCUAAGGAAGUCUAGGUGUUAUCAUGGAAUACUCCAAAUUGCAAUCCAUGGUGCUUUGUAUUCUGAAGUGAUCUGUUAGUCGACUAAUAAGUCUUUUAAUGGCAGUUUCAUCUAUUACUUUAUUGUGUAAGUCUAGAUUGACUCAUUCUGCUAUGAGUACCUACAUAUUCUGUUGAGGGGGAUUCGACAAUGAGUUUGAAUCAAUGAUUGGCAAACUUCCUUUUCUUGAUCUUAAUUCACAUAGAAAUUCAGGAACUAGGGUCCUAGUUGAACCGGAGAGACCCGAAUUCACACUAGUGUCAUAGAAUUACUCAACUUACAUACCGUAUGAUUAGGUACCAAAUGAGCAGGCAAAGCACCUCACGACUUUGUUCAAGAACGGCAAAGCAGAUCUACCGGUCAUUGUAAAUGCAAACUAGCCUCUGAAUUCUGAGAUUGUUUAUAAGACUCAAUCAAAUUUUAGCAGCUUGAGUAGAAGAUACGCUAGUUCAUAUUGGGGCAAUUUCUUGAUACCUGAUCUUCAGGAGCCCUUCACGGGAAGAAACAGGAAAGGCAUAUACCAAAAGUCAUUAUGGAGGAUAGUUUGCCAGAGGGAAGCCUAGAAGGACCAGAGUCUUCCUUAAUUCUCCUCAAUUCAGCAAAGAAUCUCUCCUCUCAUGUGCCAUGCUGCUGCUAUUAAUCUACAUUGUUUGGGAUGACAGCUUCUCAUUGUCUUCCCUUCCUCUAACAAGAAUUUGAUGGUCGAGAGCUGAUAAUAGAUGGACGACUCGCUCGACCAAUCGCUCUUAGAAAUUCAAAAGCACGAGAGUGAUCAAUCCUACCUCAAAGAUGAUGAUGCUGAUGAAUCCCAUUGCAUAUACCUGAUGAAUUUGAUCUUAAGCGGCACUGCCCGGCUCAAUGUUCUCUUGCCGUCAGCCACCAUCCUCGCCUUCACUAUUUUCGCUCCACUCUUGACGAAUGAUGGCAGGUGCACGCCUUUGAAUCGCUGGCUGAUGGGUUCCUUCUUGGUCAUCUCAGCAGCUUCAUGUCUCUUCUUUACAUUCACCGACAGCUUUCGCACAGCUACCGGCAGGGUAUAUUACGGGAUUGCAACAUUUAGAGGCAUAUGGACCUUUAACGGCGGCAGGAAAAGGCCAUGUGUGCCUUCGGAUUACAGAUUAAGGUGGAUGGACCUAUUCCAUGCGUCGCUUUCCCUGUUUGCAUUUCUUACCUUUGCCGCAUUGCACGGCGACGUUGUGGGGUGCUAUUACCCGGGAUUGCCUAAGAAGGUGACGAAUGUUGUUCCUCUUGUGGUAGGGUUUGUCGUGAGUGUUCUGUUCGUCUUGUUUCCAUCUAGAAGAAGAGGAAUAGGGUAUCCUUUCCUUCUACAGAGAGACGCCUUCUUCACGAGACGUUGAUGGACAUCUCGUUCUCUUAAGUAUCAAACUACUCUUUCAAAAUAAAUAGCAGUUUUCACUCCAUUAUUGUAA